Messenger RNA from Dioscorea cayenensis subsp. rotundata (Guinea yam), 1891 nucleotides. RefSeq names its product glycosyl hydrolase 5 family protein-like. Gene Ontology annotation, molecular function: hydrolase activity, hydrolyzing O-glycosyl compounds. The transcript is spliced from 3 exons. Bases 210 to 1838 code for a protein of 542 amino acids. NCBI's taxonomy places the organism in Eukaryota, Viridiplantae, Streptophyta, Magnoliopsida, Dioscoreales, Dioscoreaceae. The record is from RefSeq and is a predicted model, not a curated record.
CCCUAAACCUGCAUACAAUGACCCUAACAAACUCACUAAUAAAACCAUCCAAACACAUGUCAAGAAAAUAAAAAAAAAAAAUUAGGCACAUCCAAACCACCAUUUCCUCCCAACACACUACCAACCAAUUCAACACCCAUUUUCACCUCACAAUAAUAAAUAUAUAUUGAAAAGCACAACCACCAUUCAUCUCUCUCAAACAUUCAAACAUGCCAUCCUCCCCUCCAUUACAACGUCUCUCUCUUCUUCCUCUUCUCCUUCCCCUUCUCUUCCUUGCCAUGUUCACCAACUCCCAGCCACUAAGCACAAGUGGCAGAUGGCUCAUUGACACAAGCACUGCAAAGCGCAUGAAGCUCCGGUGCGUGAACUGGGCAGCGCACAUGCCUGCAGUGGUUGCCGAGGGGCUUGACAAGCAACCACUGAAUAGCAUCACCAUGCGUGCAGCAUCACUAGGCUUCAACUGUGUGCGGCUCACUUGGGCCACACACUUGUUCACCAAGGAGCACUAUGAGAACCUCACUGUAGGGGAGUCAUUGAGGUCUUUGGGGCUUGAUAAGGCUUUGGAAGGAGUGAAGAGGAACAAUGGAGGGAUGGUUGGGAUGGGAGUUAGAGAGGCUUAUGAUGAGGUAGUGAAGGCCAUUGGAGAUGCAGGUAUGAUGGUGGUUCUGGAUAACCAUGUCAGUAGACCUCAGUGGUGUUGUGGUGGUCAGGAUGGCAAUGGCUUCUUUGGAGACUUGUAUUUUGAUCCGGAUGAUUGGCUCAUUGGAUUGGAUUUUGUGGCUAGACGGUUCAGAGGUUAUUCACAGGUGAUAGGAAUGAGCAUGCGCAACGAGCUGCGAGGUCCAAGGGAAAGUCAGGAAGCAUGGUAUAGAAACAUUACUGAAGGAGCAAGCAGAAUUCAUGAAGCAAACCCAAAUGUACUGGUCAUAGUCUCAGGCUUGCACUAUGACACUGAUCUCAGUUUUUUACAUCACCAACCUUUGAAUUCUACCUAUGACAAUAAGCUAGUUUUCGAGGUACAUUGGUAUUCCUUCAGCAUACGGCGGGACUGGGCGAACAAAUCACCGAACAUUGUUUGCUCUAGUGCAACCAAGAAGUUGGAACAACAAGCCGCAUUUUUAGUAAAGAAUGAUGAUGAUGGUGAUGGUGGCACACCAUUGUUUGUUAGUGAGUUUGGAGUGGAUCAGAGAGGAUGGAAUAGAGCAGAUAAUAGAUUUCUCAGCUGUUUUCUGAUGUUUGCUGCUGAGAAAGAUCUUGAUUGGGCAUUGUGGGCAUUGCAAGGGAGUUACUACAAGAGGAAUGGAGUUGUUGGUCUUGAUGAAACUUAUGGAGUUUUUGAUUUCAAUUGGGAUCAACCAAGGAAUCCAAAGUUUCAGCAGAGGUUUAGACUCAUCCAACAAAUGUUGCAAGUUUCUGAUUCAUCGUCUAAUGCGACAUACCAAAUAAUCUAUCAUCCACACUCUGGAAAAUGUUUAAAUGCCGAUGAAAACAAUAAGGUGUUACUAAGUGAUUGUCAGAAGAAAAGCAGAUGGAAUUACAAUGGUGAAGGAUCUCAAGUUCAAUUGGUUGGAUCAACAAAUUGUUUACAAUUGGUCGGGGAUGGUCUUCCGGUUGUGCUAUCAUCCGAAUGCGACGAUAAUCGGAGCACAUGGAAGGCAGUUUCCGAGUCCAAAUAUCAAAUAUUUGCAAAGGAUUUGCAAGGAAGAGCAUUGUGCUUGGAAGGGAACUCAACAGAGGCCUCAAUCUUGACAAAGGAGUGCCUCUGCCUGGGAAAUUCUACUUGUUCUGAGAAUCCUCAAGUCCAGUGGUUCAACUUUGUUCCCUCAAAUAUACCAUAAAUUUUCAUAGAUUUUUCUGCUUGUUGAAAUUGUCAUUAUCAUUUAUCUGAAAA